UUUCCUGCAAACCACAUUGUCUGUGCACUGUUUUCAAAGAUGACAUGUAAAAAAGUCGCCGUGAUCGGUGCUGGCCCUGCUGGUUUGAUGGCGGCUCAUGAGCUUAGAAAUGAAGGUCUUGAUGUAGUGGUGUUCGAGCGUGCUGCGCAGUUGGGCGGAUGCUGGGUUUACUCGGCUGAGGUUGAGUCUGAUCCGCUUGGACAUGACCGAACUCGGAAAAUUGUUCACUCAAGCGUGUAUGCUUCUCUUCGCACAAAUUCUCCUAGAGAAUCUAUGGGCUUUCGUAUUUUUCCUUUUGUUCCUACUGGCAAAGUUGGCAGAGAUUCACGAAGGUUUCCAGGGCAUCAGGAGGUGCUGAGAUACUUGGAAGAUUUUGCUUAUGAAUUCGGACUGAAUAAAUUAAUCUGUUACCAGACAGAUGUGAGGCAUGUUGGGCUGGAGACGGAUGGAAAGUGGAUGGUGAAAUAUAGGAGAGUUGGUGGAGACGAGGGCAGCGAUGUGGCUGAAACUUAUGAUGCUGUGGUUCUCUGCAACGGACAUUACACUGAACCACGACUUGCUGAUAAUAUUCCUGGCAUUGACCUUUGGCCUGGGAGGCAAAUUCAUAGUCAUAACUAUCGUACUCCAGAACUUUAUCAAGACCAGGUCGUAGUUUUGAUAGGGCUUGCUUCAAGUGUUUUCGAUAUCUCAAGGGAUAUUGCUGUAUCAGCCAAAGAAGUUCAUGUAACAACUAGGUCUGAAGCAGCAGGAAAAUUGGCCAAAUUUGGAAAGCAUCCUGGUUAUGAUAACUUGUGGCUUCAUCCAAUGAUAGAGCAAGCCCAUGAAGAUGGUAGAAUAUCGUUUCAGGAUGGGAGUGUGGUCCUUGCAGAUGCCAUUAUCCAUUGCACUGGGUAUAAGCAACAUUUCCCUUUUCUUCACACUAAUGGUGUCGUAAAUGUUGAUGAUAAUCGUGUCGGGCCACUUUACAAGCAUGUGUUUCCUCCUGCAUUAGCCCCAGGGAUCUCCUUCAUUGGUGUGCCAUUUAAUGUUGACCUAUUCUUCCUUUUUGAACUUCAAAGUAAAUGGGUAGGAGGUAUUUUAUCUGGGCGUUUAUCACUUCCGUCUGAGGAAAAAAUGAUGGAAGAUGUAGAAGCCUUCUACUCAGAAUUGGAAGCUAAGGGAGUUCCAAAGCGCUACACACAUCGGAUCCAUGAUUUUAAGGUUGAAUACGAGGAUUGGCUUGCUUCAGAAUCUGGCUGCCCUCCUUCUGAGGAGUGGAGGAGGGGAAUGCAUAUUGCAACAGUAGGCCGUGCAUUUAAACAAACAGAGACUUUUCGCGAUGAAUGGGAUGAUGAAGACUUGGUCCUGCAAGCGUACAAAGAUUUUAUGCAGGAUUCGUCUGCUGAAGGCAGAGUUGCCGUUGCUCCUUCAACACAAAGAUAACUCUGUUUCAUUGAUGAAAAAUUAUACUACGUACUAUUUCUGAUUCUACUGGUUUGAGUUGCAAAGCCCAAGUUGUUGUUUCUUUUUUUUUUUUUUUUUUUUUUUUUAAAUUUUAAAAAAAAACUCAGCCCAAGCACGUAUUUACUAUUAACGGCAAUUGUUUAUUGCUGUACAGGACCUGUAUAGAUAAAUUUCGUUGUUUUCUUUAAUACUCUGCUACGAUCAGAUCCUCA
Molecule: messenger RNA, 1655 nt
Organism: Chenopodium quinoa (quinoa)
Lineage: Eukaryota; Viridiplantae; Streptophyta; Magnoliopsida; Caryophyllales; Amaranthaceae
Product: flavin-containing monooxygenase FMO GS-OX-like 5
Exons: 8
Molecular function (GO): flavin adenine dinucleotide binding; NADP binding; N,N-dimethylaniline monooxygenase activity
Source: RefSeq, a predicted model, not a curated record